UUCUGUGCAAUGUGCAGCCCCCAGGUUAGCCAGGCCAGGAUCUGCCUGGAUCAUAGAAAUCUCAGGUACAAAACCCAAUUGGGUGUCUCCAGGCUCAGGGCCAGGGCAGGAUUUAUUCCCACAGAGCAUUUCUGGUGUUUUUGCCACUCGGGUUUCCAUGGAAAAUCGCCCAAUCCCAGAACCAGGUCCCAAUGAGGUGCUACUGAAGAUGCAUUCGGUCGGGAUUUGUGGAUCUGAUGUUCAUUACUGGCAGAAUGGUAGAAUUGGGGACUUUAUCGUAAAGAAGCCUAUGGUGCUAGGGCAUGAGGCAUCUGGAACAGUCAUCAAAGUGGGGUCAUCAGUAACCCAUCUGAAGCCAGGAGAUCGAGUGGCCAUUGAGCCUGGUGCUCCGCGAGACAUCGAUGAGUUCUGCAAAAUCGGACGCUACAACCUGUCUCCGACUAUCUUCUUCUGUGCGACACCUCCCGAUGACGGAAACCUGUGCCGAUAUUAUGCACACAACGCCAACUUUUGCUACAAGCUUCCAGAUAAUGUCACCUUUGAAGAAGGAGCCCUCAUUGAACCACUUUCUGUGGGAAUCCACGCUUGCCGACGAGGCGGGGUCACUCUUGGAUCCAAAGUUUUAAUCUGUGGAGCCGGACCCAUUGGGCUGGUUUGCUUGCUCGUCGCGAAGAUGAUGGGUGCUGCCCAAGUAGCAAUUACUGAUUUAUCUGCAUCCCGCCUGGAAAAAGCCAAAGAGAUUGGGGCAGAUUUCCCUAUUCAGAUAAAGAAAGAGACCCCAAAGGAUGUGGCCUGCGUGGUGCAAGGUUUGCUUAACUGCAUGCCUGACAUAACCGUGGAGUGCUCCGGCGCAGAAGCCAGCAUCCAAAGUGGCAUUUACGCCACACGCUCUGGCGGGACUCUGGUUCUAGUGGGCCUGGGGCCGGAGAUGGUCCACAUCCCCAUCGUGAAUGCUGCUGUGCGGGAGGUGGAUAUCAAGGGGAUAUUUCGCUACUGCAAUACGUGGCCCAUGGCAAUUUCUAUGCUUGCAUCCAGGAGAGUGAACGUCAAGCCUUUGGUUACACAUCGCUUCCCUCUGGAAAAAGCACUAGAAGCCUUUGAGACAACCAGGAAGGGCCAGGGGGUGAAAGUCAUGCUGAAGUGUGACCCCAAUGAUCAGAAUCCCUGAUGCAGGGCACUGCACUCCUCUCCCUUUAGACUGCCUGGCAUAAAGACAAAGAAUGGGUCUGUAGCAAGGUGGGAGCUAUAGUGAUAAGUUUCUAAGUAGUACGUAGUGUUUGGGGGAAAGUUACAGUGGUGCAGACUGGGCAUUGAAGGAGAAGGGAUUAUGAUCUUAGGAUAUGUACAGCCCUAUCGCGGCUUAAAUGGGGAACCACUAUUUAGGAACCAAACUGGGGCCAAAAUCCUCCCCUCAGAUCUGUACAGGAGAUCUGGGCGCAGUCUCCCUCCUGUACACUGUCACUCCCUGAGGAUCUGAGAGGAGAACUUUGCUCCUGGAAAGGACCUGUCAGUGUUCACUUCUUCUCUGGUGGACUGUACAUUCUGAAAACCAUAGGUCUCUCUGCGUUGCAUCAGACAGAAGGCUUCACCUGCAUCUGCAUUGACGAAUCCCCUAGGUCACAACCUGGAUUUGGACAUGCUGAAGCACUCAGCUCCUGAGAAUGGGAGUGAAAGUUGUGCAGAAUGGUGUGUCUGAGCCUUUGUUCAAGGUUGGAACAAUACUCUCCUGGACCUGGCUUCGAGCAGCGCAGGGCAAUGGUUUGUACUGGGGGUACAAGCUCGGUGCUAUUUCCAGCUCCUGCUCUGUGUUUCCUGUUGGUUUUGUUCUGUUAACAAGAAAUCUGCCUAGUGGCCCAAGAGUUUUCACAAUAAAUGCUGAUGGAAUGGCUCUG
Pelodiscus sinensis (Chinese soft-shelled turtle) is the source of this 1892-nucleotide messenger RNA. Lineage: Eukaryota; Metazoa; Chordata; Testudines; Trionychidae. The record is from RefSeq and is a predicted model, not a curated record.